Molecule: messenger RNA, 883 nt
Organism: Nicotiana tabacum (common tobacco)
Lineage: Eukaryota; Viridiplantae; Streptophyta; Magnoliopsida; Solanales; Solanaceae
Product: dehydration-responsive element-binding protein 1A-like
Biological process (GO): regulation of DNA-templated transcription
Molecular function (GO): DNA binding; DNA-binding transcription factor activity
Source: RefSeq, a predicted model, not a curated record
UACUUAGCACAUACCACAAAUAAUUACAAGAAACUCAACAAUUUGGCGCCUUAUUAAGUAAUGAAUAAUUCAAGCACUUCAAUUAGAGUGGCAGUUUCCGAUGAAGAACAUAUCAAUAUAUUAGCGUUGAGGAAACCCAAGAAGCGAGCGGGAAGGAAGAAGUUCAAAGAAACUCGGCACCCAGUGUACAGGGGAGUGAGAAGGAGGAACAACGACAAGUGGGUUUGCGAACUGCGCGAGCCCAGCAAACAGAAGCGAAUAUGGUUGGGAAGUUACCCAACCGCAGAAAUGGCUGCGCGCGCUCAUGACGUAGCUGCAUUGGCACUUAGAGGACAGCUGGCCACUUUAAACUUCGCAGACUCCGCUUGGCGGUUGCAAGUGCCGGCAUCAAAGGAUCCCAAGGACUUGCGCCAAGCAGCUGCAAAAGCAGCAGAGGCGUUCUGGCCAGGAGAGGAAGCUGAUGUUAAUUCUAGAGGAGCCGCUAAUACUGGCAAUGGCAAUGAGGAAAUGAAGGUGGCAUCACAAGAAGAGAACGCAGCGUAUAAUUGCACGCAGAAUAUUGUGACUGCAGAAAAUGUUUUGUAUAGCAACUCAUGCAGUGAAGUGGGAAUGCUAGGGACGCAAGAAUGGCAGGCAUACAUGGAAGAAAGGAGUUUGUUAUCACCAAAUCCUUGCUGUUUAGGGAGUUGUUUCAGCUGGGAUGAUGAUAUGGAAAGUGAUGUUGAGGUGUCCUUGUGGAGUUAUUCUGUUUGAUAGCUCGUAGCUCAUAUAUAGGUGGAGUAUAUCAAUUUUUGUAAUAAGCACGUAGAUCAUAUUCUUUUGUAUUCAACGGGGAUAAUUUUCUCCGCAUUGCAUUUGCUUAAGAGUUUGUUUGGCCAAACUA